AUGUCAGGGUUCACGCUACGGUUUGUUGGUAGAAGUCAAAUCAAGCACAAUACAAGUGGAAUACAAGUGAUAAAUAAACGGUCUGUGGUAUUCGCGAAGGGACCAAGAGUCAAAGGAGCUUUGCGGGAUCCUGAAGAUAUCUUGACCGUUAAUGGAAUUAGAUAUGGAUCCAGCGAGGAUAACCUGAAACCAUUGAAGACGUUCUUGCAAACAAAACUGAAAGGUAAGUACGAGCUGCCAGAUAAGCUUCUCUUACAAAUAAUCACACAUAAAUCGUUCGCACAUGGAACACAACCAUAUAACGCAAGAUUGUCUUAUUUUGGAAAAGAAUUGAUCCAGCUUAGUGCUGCCAAAUACGCUCUAUCGCAACCAACAGACAAUGAGUUUGCUAUAAACAACCUGAAUUUCGAUUCACUGGGGUCUUUCACGCAAAGUUUUAUGAAGUCCGAAAAGUUACUCAAAGAAUAUGCUGUCCUGAACAAUCUGGACACAGUCUUCUUCAGACGGUUGGCUCUCCCAUCAGGAAGAGAAGAUGCCGACUAUAAGCCAAGAUCAAUCUGGUCCACCUUGACUGCGUCAUUGGUUGGAGCCAUAGCCACUCAACACGGCAAAAAGGCUGCUGAAGAAUUCAUACAACAGGAGAUAUUUGCGGGAACUUUGGAUCAAGUCAUCAAAUCAAAGUCAACCCCAUCCAAAUCCGACUAA
Ogataea philodendri is the source of this 705-nucleotide messenger RNA. RefSeq lists its product as uncharacterized. The transcript has a single exon. Bases 1 to 705 code for a protein of 234 amino acids. Gene Ontology annotation, cellular component: mitochondrial large ribosomal subunit. The record is from RefSeq and is a predicted model, not a curated record. NCBI's taxonomy places the organism in Eukaryota, Fungi, Ascomycota, Pichiomycetes, Pichiales, Pichiaceae. Gene Ontology annotation, biological process: mitochondrial translation; RNA processing. Gene Ontology annotation, molecular function: ribonuclease III activity; structural constituent of ribosome.